This is a messenger RNA of Heterocephalus glaber (naked mole-rat), 3104 nucleotides long. The record is from RefSeq and is a predicted model, not a curated record. Lineage: Eukaryota; Metazoa; Chordata; Mammalia; Rodentia; Bathyergidae.
GUGUACCAGGGUGCGCCCAGCCCUCUCCGCCGGAGGGCCUCCUGACCUGUCUCCCUGCCCUUUACGGGCCAAGCCGGGCUCCUCCCGAGAGCCAGCGCAGACUAGGUGCUCCGACGAAGAAACACAGGAGCCCGAACCCCUGCCAAACCUGCAGCGCCACGGAGAGGACCUUUUGUAAUCCCCAGCCACACCUCGCAACAGGAAGUGCUGCGACCGGAAGCACGCUGCCAGGAGUUCCGUGGGAUGCGGUGGAGAAUGCUACCCCUGGAAACUACGCCCGGGGCGAAAGGGUCCGAGGCUAGGCAGAAGGUGCGGGACGAGGCGGAAGUCCCUACAGUGCAGCAUGAAAUCCCAAGGUCGUUGUCGGUGUGCAAACCUGAGCGGCAGGAGGAUAGAGAGCAGCGUGUUAUUGUGGAAAAUAAACGCUGAGCGAACUCUCAUCUGUCUUCCCUUCGGCUGCUGUGUGCCCCGGCCUGGCAGGGUCGUUUUGGCUGGAGGCCCACUGAUUGAAGGUUGUUUACACAGAAGAAGGAUGAGUGGCAUAAUGUCACGUCUAGGGUGUGUGCGCCAGGCCAGGCCAGGCCAGGCCUCUGCUCAGCGGGAACACGCAGCUACCAGGGCCCUACCAGGAGGUAAACUCGGAAACAGUAAUGAAUUAAAGAGGCAGAGUUUAAAGGAAGACAGUUUGUUUGGAACGGUGCAGAUAAAAGAGAAGGUAGCUACUCUGGAAAAGCAGAGGGCAUGAGAAGAGAAUACACGUGUGGUUUUGUCCUCAGCUUUUUAUUCAAGACUAGAGAUCCCCCCACCCCCCCAUGUGGGCACUUGAAAGUUGUGGCCAUCCGAUUGGUUCUCUGGCGGUCUUUGAUCCUAGUCUGGACACCUCUGUCUACAUUCUUUCUGGCCAUUUGAUACCUUCUUGCCCAUUUGUGAUGGGUAAAUGUGAGGAGGGGGACGCUUCAUAGAAGGGCAGCUUAGAGUUAGAAAUUAAAGAGGACAUGUAUGUAUUAAAUAAGAGUCUUGAAGUGGCUCCCACUUAUCUCCUUUGUAUUUUAUUGUAUGGAGGGACAGGUUACCCUGGUGUUUCAUGUUCCCAACUAGUCCCUGUUUUUCCUGUGGACUCUUCCUGCUAAAUUUUUAUGUUAAUUCUUACUUGGGUGCCUUCCUGGGUCUGGUUUCUCUUUUUCUUUACAUUUGUUUUUCUAAUUUUUGAAGACAUAACUGAAGAGGCAAAAGCUUCCUUUAGUAACAUUUCUUAAUUUUUUUAACAAAGCUUAAUGAGAUCCUAUUUUAUCCUUCUUCUGCCUGUGACCCCACCCCCACCCGGUCCCUACAAGAAGCAGCAGGUAGCUCUCCAGAGCUCAUCUGCCAGUGACUGAGGCCUGAGCUCUGAGGAUGAGAGGGGGCCAGACCCCUGCCUAGAAAUCCAAGACCUUCCACUGGCCUUGAGUUCCAGGGUCCCACUGCAACACCUUCUCCCACUGAACCAGAUCUCAACGCCAAGGGCUUAACAUUGCAAAGCCUCAGUUUCCUCACCUUUCUUGUGCCUCCCACAGUUGUUCCAAAGAGUGGAAUGCAGAUACCUUCCAGUAUAAAAACUGUCCAGACUCAACCUCCUUGGAAAUUGGUUUUCAUUGUACUGAUGAAGGAAGGAGACGCUCAUACCAACCAGACUGGUCAGUGAGAAAAUGACCUGGAGGCACCAUGUCAGGCUGCUGUGUCUAGUAUGUUUGGCAUUACAGAUCAUCCACUUGGGAAACAGUAAGAAGCAUUUUGUUCAUAGUCUCAAUGGUAAUUGCAUAAAACAUCUUUCUCGAUCAUUAUCAGCCUCAUAUCUAAUAUUUUUGAAAGGCUAUCAUGGAGAGAAACAUAAAGGUGGCAGAGAAGUCAGCAACGUCGCAGCUCCAAAGCUCCAGCCGACUACUCUCCCUAGGACCCCGAAUAAUUUCAGGGGGGGCAAUGGAAGCGAUGAGAGCUGGAGGCCUCAGCCAUCUCCUCUCCAUUCCAGGGUCUACGCAGAGCGUGCGCCGCCACCGCGCUGCUGCAGGAACGGUGGCACCUGCGUGCUGGGCAGCUUCUGCGUGUGCCCCGCGCACUUCACCGGCCGCUACUGCGAGCAUGACCAGAGGCGCAGCGACUGCGGCGCCCUGGGGCACGGAGCCUGGACCGUUCGCAGCUGCCACCUCUGCAGGUGUGUGUUUGGGGCUCUGCACUGCCUGCCUAGCCAGACGCACGGCAGCUGUGGUAAGAAGACCCUACUGCGCUCCGCUCACUCCGGCCCACUGCGCCUUGUAUGGCAUCCUAUGUGUCAGGGACCUCGAAAGGAGCAGACUUGGUGGAGUCAUCAUUUAAGAAGGUCACGAGCUUUGUGAAUCGGACCUGAAAGACCUUGCCUCACAAGCCAAUGAUCCAAGUGCAUAUGGCAUGUGGCAUGUUCUCCUGCUGCCUUGCAUCUUCCUACAAUGCCUCAUCCAUCCAUGAAGGGGAAGACAGAAGUGUACUGAAACUCCAUCCUGGGACUGUGAAGAUUAAACCAUGAUUACACAUAGUGUAAGAGCCAUAGUAUCCCUACUGGGAAAGCCAAUAUUAUAGACAGCUAAGUUAGAUACAAAUUAAUAGGUAAUCAAGAGAGGGAUUGAGCCCUCAAGCAAACCAGUGCAGAAGAGGAAGACACAUCAAAAUUGUGGCUGAGACAAAUCUGAAGAGGGCCAGCCUCAAGAUGGAGACAUAGCUAGGCCUGCAAGCCUCCCUGAAAUAAACAGAAACUUGACAUUAAACUGUAAUUAACACUAUUGGGUCCAGUGAGCCCAGAUAGACAUCAGAUUCAUAGGUGAGUGACCAGAACAUCUGGAAUGCCCUUCCAGGAAUGCCUUUAUUCUUUCCAUAUUCUCUUGCUAUGUAACUUGUUUCCAUAGGAUCAGUAUUAUGAAAUGGCUAUAUUUACAAUUCUAUAGUUUGGUUGUAGUUUGACCCAUGUGGUACCCACAAGGUGAUUUUGCUGUACAAAAUACUCUUGCCGAAAAGCUUCAGUGGCCACCCACUCAGAACCCCUCCUGGAAAUCCAGAAGCUAUUCUUUUAUUUCCAAUAAAACUCUCCUUAUUUCCUC